AUGAAUACUAUGAAUAACAAAAAAAGUACAAAUAAAAGUAAGGAAAAGGUGCCACCUCAGUCAUCCGAGUUCGAGUGUGACUCGGAGAUAGACGUGACAAGCGGCUCAGGUGAGAACCUGGAGUGCAGAGUGGUCAUCCACAAAAAUCCAGGACCGGCUUCAAAAACGCUGGUCUCACCAGUAUCUACUGUUGAAGAUCCGACGGAGGCUGGCGGGUCGGCCUUGGGUGCUGCGACUAGAUCGCAGGCCCUCGCAAUCUUUCAGACUGCCCUAGGCGGUGCGGGCAGACCCGUCACGUCGGGGGAUUUUAAAGAUCUUGCGAAGUACAAGCAAGAACUCAACGAAAAGGAGGAUCUCGAGCUGGAACUAAUGGCCGAAAGAGAAUUCACUGAAUCGAGGAUUGAGAGGCGAAAAGCGUCGGCCGCUUUUGCAGCCUCGCUGAGUAGCCUGAACAUCACGGAGGAGGAGGCGCGAAGGGUCGUCCUAAUGAGGCAAAUGGAGGACGCGGUGGACACGGCCAUCAAAGCCCUUAAGGAGAUUGGCGAUGCAAUCAUAGAGACCUCCAGGGAAUUCGGAGCUCUGACGGCAAACGAGGAGGUUCAGAGGCUGGAGCGCGAUAAUGCCAGCCUCCGAGAGGAGGUGACUCAUUUGAGGGCGGAGAUCGCCGCCAUCAAACAGAACCUCCUCAAGAGGAGACCGCAGCGCAUCGUUGAGGAUCCUUCCUCAGAUGAUGGCGGUGACAUCGAGAGAGUCCCACAGCCCCCUCGUAAGGUCAAGAGGCUGACUAGUCGGGGGGGGGGAGAGUCUCCUGUGGCCUCUCCUGUUCGGACGAGAGGACCGCCUGUUGCCCCAUCGGCAGGGCAGGAUACUGCCGCGGCUCCAUGCCCCCCACCCCCGGUUUCAGGGGACUGGAGGGAGGAGUUAGCGGCUAACAUCAUGAGGCAGGUGGGGGGCAUGCUGAGAGCGAAGCCCAAACCGGCUCCGCCACCGGCCGCCACUAAGACAGGCAAGGGGCAGAAAAAGCCCCAAUCCCAGCCUCAGCUGGCAAAACCGACGGCUCCGGCCCUUGCUUCAAGAGGCCCAGGAGGGGCCGCAGAGUGCCUCGGCGACGGGGCGCUAUCGUUUGUAGAGGUGGUGAAAAAAGGCAGGAGGAAGAAGGGGACAACAGCAGCCCCUACUGUCCCUUCACUUACCAAAAGGCAGCCCGGGGGGGGGGUCGCCGUCACAAACAAAGUGGCGGGGCCCUCUAAUAAAAAUGGGCUCCCUGCGGCGAACGUCAGGUCGGCGGGUUCCACCACUAAGAAGGCCCCAACGACUAAGACGCCUCCCCCCUCCAAACCUAAGGGGAAAAAGGAGAGGAAAGGGGGAAAAGUGAGGCCGGCUGCAGUUGUCCUCACUGUACCCCCAAAGAAGAUAAACGACCUCCCGUAUGCGGAGGUAAUGAAGGCUGCAAGGUCCAAGGUGGAUCUUGCGGCCUUGGAAAUUGACCACCUCCGCAUGCGGAGGGCGGUCACCGGGGGCAUCAUUCUUGAGCUCCCCGGCGAGGAAAGUGCCCCCAAGGCGGACAGACUGGCCGAGAAGCUGGUCGCCGCUCUUGGGGAAAGCGGAGUGAGAGUCUCCAGGCCGGUGCCCACGGCUGAGGUACGGGUAUCCGGCUUUGAUGACUCUAUCACUGCAGCGGAGGUAGCUGCAGCAAUUACUGUGGCGGGGGGAUGCGCCGCCGCUGACAUUCUUGUCAACGGGCUUAGACCAGGUGUGGGCGGGCUUCGCGGAGCGUGGGCCCGGGUCCCGAAAGCCGCCGCUCUCAAGGCGGCGAAAUCGGGAAGAUUAAGAGUUGGGUGGACGAUGGCCCGGGUUGAGCUUCUAGAGGCCCGCCCGAUGCAGUGCCAUCGCUGCCUAGAAGUGGGGCACGUGCGCAACAAGUGCCCCUCAGAGGUGGACCGUAGCGGCCUGUGCUAUCGCUGA
Solenopsis invicta (red fire ant) is the source of this 1965-nucleotide messenger RNA. RefSeq lists its product as uncharacterized. Gene Ontology annotation, molecular function: zinc ion binding; nucleic acid binding. The transcript is spliced from 5 exons. The record is from RefSeq and is a predicted model, not a curated record. Bases 1 to 1965 code for a protein of 654 amino acids. NCBI's taxonomy places the organism in Eukaryota, Metazoa, Arthropoda, Insecta, Hymenoptera, Formicidae.